UACUUUUACGCUAUAUGUCGUCACUCUACAUGCUGAUUAAUGUUUUUUUGUUUAAUUGUUUGUUUAAUUGGAGAGUAUAAUGUUAGCGUGACUUGCUGCAACACAAUACACGAGAGAGGACACGGUUUGAAAGUCUCCUAAGCUAACGCUAUUUUAGCAUGUUGGCAUUAGUUAGCAAUAAGUCAAUGAUAAACCAAUGCUGCUCGACGUCGUUGUGACAAUACUUAUAUGGCACUUCACAGAUUGUUCCAGCUGUCCUCCAUGCUGCGCUCCUCCGUGAGCCUGACGCUGCGCAGGAACAUCGGCUUCUCUGCUGUGGUCUUCAACCGGGCCAAGGACCUCGACCCAAUCCAGAAACUGUUCCUGGACAAGAUCCGGUCCUACAAAACCAAGAGCAGGGCGUCUGGUGGGGUUGUGGACGGAGAUGCCUCCUACGAUAAGAACGUGUCUGAUGAGAUUUUCAAACUGCAGAGGCUUUAUGGCGGAGGGGACCUCGACCAGUUCCCUGAAUUAAAAUUCACAGACCCCACGCAUGAUGAAGUGGCCAAGUGAAUGCUGUCCAUGUUGUGUACCUCCUACAUGUCACAAAUAUGUUGUAUUUAAUAAAAAGAUAUUGGAUUGAA
This is a messenger RNA of Trematomus bernacchii (emerald rockcod), 623 nucleotides long. It is a transcript of the gene atp5pf, whose product is annotated as ATP synthase peripheral stalk subunit F6. Gene Ontology annotation, molecular function: proton transmembrane transporter activity. Gene Ontology annotation, biological process: proton motive force-driven ATP synthesis. Bases 229 to 552 code for a protein of 107 amino acids. The transcript is spliced from 4 exons. Lineage: Eukaryota; Metazoa; Chordata; Actinopteri; Perciformes; Nototheniidae. The record is from RefSeq and is a predicted model, not a curated record.